Molecule: messenger RNA, 1113 nt
Organism: Eimeria tenella
Lineage: Eukaryota; Apicomplexa; Conoidasida; Eucoccidiorida; Eimeriidae
Exons: 7
Source: RefSeq, a predicted model, not a curated record
CUGCAGCAGCAGCAGCAACGCGUGCUGCAGCUGCUGCAGCAGGAAGACUUGCUGCAGCAAGUCAGAGACGUGAGGAGACUCACACCAGAAGAAGAGGCUGCAGACCAGCCUCGGGAGCAACGCAGCGGCAGUGGCACCAAGAGAGCAGCAGCAGCAGCAGCAGCAACAGCAGCAACAGCAACACAGCAGCAGCAGCAGCAAGGCCUAGUGCUGCGGUGUACGUACAGUCCUCGGCUGCAUUCCACAGCGAGCUGCGGCGCUUCGACAAGUAUAAGCGAGUCUUCCGCGCAGCAGCAAACAGCAGCAGCAGCAGCAGCAGCAGGAGAAGCAGCAGCAGCAGGAGACAAGAAGACAGCAGUUCGCUUGCAUACAGCAGGGAGGAGGAGACAGCAGAAGCAGCAGAAGACCCCACAGAAGACACAGCCUUUACUCGAGCUGCAGCAGCAGCAGCAGCAGCAGCAGCAGCAGCAACAGAGUGGGCUGGGAGCCCUCGAGACAAUUCAGCAGCAAAAGAGACACGAGAAGCUGCAGCAGCCAGCCACACCUCCUUCUCUUGAGGCCCUGCAGCAACAGCUGCAGCUGGACGAAGAGGAAAGCCCUGGGGGCGGCCCCACACCUUCGCGGCGCUUUGAGUGGCUGCCUCUGGACCCCAGAGAUGGUAUAGUGGUCAAGACAGCAAAACCCACAAAGCAGCAGCAGCAGCAGCAGCGGCAGCUGCAGCAGCAGCAGCUGCGUCAAUAUCAAGAUGAAGAUUACCACGAGCAACAGCAGCAGCAACAGAAGCAGCAUCAAGAGGGACCACGAGAGCAGCAGCAGCAACAGCAGCAACAGCAGCAGCAGCAACAGCAGCAACAGCAACAGCAGCAACAGCAACAGCAGCAGCAGCAGCAGCAGCAGCACGUGUGGGAAAGGCCCCAAAUGGCCCUGCAGCACAUCGCCGCAGCCAGCAGCAGCAGCAGCAGCAGCAGCAGCGUCUACACCCAGAGCAGCAACGGCAGCAGCUCCAAGGCCUCGACUCGCACCAGAAGCAGCAGCAGCAGCAGCAGCACCAGAAGCAGCAGCAGCAGCAGCAGCAGCAGCAGCACGAAGUGUCUCUCCGGGCAAGUUUCAUGA